AUGAUCCACGAUGAUCACCAAUGGUAUCCAAGUCUGUUGAAAAAGAUGUGUAUGUCUGUUAUGAGGGGUCUUGAGAGCAAUCACAGUUUUGCCAGCUUUGAAGAGAACAGUAAUUAUUUCCUUAAAUUCUCUAUUGCCCCUCCAGUAGGGGCAAAUUAGCCUUUAUUUCCACACCAGGAUGUUGUGCCUUUAAUAGAUCCCUGCUCAGGUUUUGUGAGUCCAGCAGCAGAUGCUGAACAGCAGCCCAGUGUUGGAAGAGCUAUUGAAUCCCUGGCAGACUGCAGCGACAGGAAACCUCAGCACAUUCCCACCACAGGUGAGAGAGCCCAGCCUGACCAUGGGAGCCUCCUGGAGGAAACCAGCCAGGACAGAAGGGGGAAGUCCAGGUUUAAAACUCGUUGAUCUAGAGCUUACAAAGGAGUUCCUUGGGUUAAUAUGUUUUCUUCCAAAAUUCAGCCUCCAAAAUCAAGGGAGAUGUUGGAUGAUCCUGUUUCCCACUAUUUCACAAAAAGAAGAUACAAUCCCAAACCUAAAAUAAGCCAAGUUGUCGGAGGCUUCUGGAACAGAUUUCAAACAAGAUCUUUUACCUCUCUGCAGAGAUCUGGUGAUUUUGUAAGCCAAAGCUCUCAAACCUGUCAUAUGCCUUUGUAUAUCUGCUGUGUUGGUGCAGUUAAUUUUGAAGAUAGUGCUGGUGUAGACUUAGUCCCAUUUAACCACGUUCAGACUUCCAAACCUCACUGCACAAGCACUACACACUAUCCAGAUAUUCCUGGAUACACUGGCAAGGUUCAUUGGUUAACAACUCACCCAGCAAAUUCUAAUCUUCCAUCAACAGCCCCAUCAGUAAUUGUAGGAAUGCAUGGACAACAUGAGGAAGGACCAGGCCAGAGAAAGAGAAGAUCAAAUGCAAAUUUGUCAGUCGGGAAGUUCUAUUUUGCGCUCCAGGGGCCAAAAUAG
Molecule: messenger RNA, 957 nt
Organism: Vidua chalybeata
Lineage: Eukaryota; Metazoa; Chordata; Aves; Passeriformes; Viduidae
Gene: SPMIP7
Product: spermatogenesis associated 48
Source: RefSeq, a predicted model, not a curated record